Molecule: messenger RNA, 297 nt
Organism: Eimeria mitis
Lineage: Eukaryota; Apicomplexa; Conoidasida; Eucoccidiorida; Eimeriidae
Exons: 1
Coding region: 1-297 (98 amino acids)
Source: RefSeq, a predicted model, not a curated record
AUGCUGCUGGUGGCUCUGGAAGUGGUUCCCUGGGGACAAACGGACAUGCAGCAGCAGCAGCAGCAGCAGCAACAACAGCAGCAGAAACAGCAGCAGCAGCAGCAGCAGAAGAAACAGCAGCAGCAGCAGCAGCAGCAACAGCAGCACAAUUUAAUUAUCGGGGGGCAUUUGGGGCGAAGAGCCGCGAAAAGAGAAAUACAACGCCGGCAUGCAGCACAGCAGAAUCAACAGACAGCAGCAGCAGCAGCAGCAGCAGCAGCAGCAACAGCAGCAACAGCAGCAGCAGCAGCAGCAUAA